CUAAACAUGAUAAGACUGGUCUAAACGUUUAGAUUAACUUAAAUUAAAUACAUAUUUUUCCUUCCUGUCAUUCAUUGACUUGUAUAACAUUCCUCAAAUAAUUUAAGAAUCUAUAGACUUACUAUACCAAAAUUAAAUGGUCCAAUGGCUUUUCAUAUUCCAACAUGCAAUUAAGUAUAUUAUAUCUAAACAUUAGAGUUUCAUAUAUAUAUAUGGUCAUUACUUUACUUGAGAAACAAGGUGAUUCUGCACUUUGUUUAGUUUUUUGUUCUAUCAUUAUUAGAACUUCUCCUUGAAAAGAAAAGGAGCAAGAUGCAAACCAAUGAGGAGCAGAAUACUCAACAACAGCAAGAACCUGUUGGCUCAAGGUAUGAAGCUAAUUCAAUUCAGCAGGUAGGGCAUCCAUGGAGUACUGGACUAUUUGACUGCCAUGAAAACCAAACUAAUGCUGUUAUGACAGCAUUUUUGCCUUGUGUGACAUUUGGGCAGAUAUCAGAAGUAAUGGAUGUUGGAGAACUCAGUUGUCCUUUGGGAAGCUUCAUUUACCUGCUAAUGAUGCCGGCUUUGUGCACUCAAUGGAUUAUGGGAUCAAAGUACAGAACAAAGUUAAGGAAAAAGUAUGAUUUGGUGGAAGCUCCUUAUUCAGAUGUGAUUUCUCAUAUUUUUUGUCCAUGUUGUUCCCUAUGUCAAGAGUUCAGAGAGCUCCAAAUUAGAGGACUUGACCCUGCUCUUGGGUGGAAUGGUAUUCUUGCAAAACAGAAAAGUGAUCAAACAUCGAGGAAUCCUCCCUCAAAACAAUCCAUGUCUAUGUGACCACAGUUCUUCCUAAAUUAGUGAAAAUUGUAUUUCUUUUGAUUUUUAUGUGUUUAUGUUUGAUGCUUGUAAUUGAAUUUUAAUUAAGUAAUGCUAGAAGUUGGCGAUUUCACA
Lathyrus oleraceus (garden pea) is the source of this 927-nucleotide messenger RNA. Its product is annotated as protein PLANT CADMIUM RESISTANCE 8. The transcript has 4 exons. Bases 313 to 813 code for a protein of 166 amino acids. NCBI's taxonomy places the organism in Eukaryota, Viridiplantae, Streptophyta, Magnoliopsida, Fabales, Fabaceae. The record is from RefSeq and is a predicted model, not a curated record.